Molecule: messenger RNA, 1590 nt
Organism: Theileria annulata
Lineage: Eukaryota; Apicomplexa; Aconoidasida; Piroplasmida; Theileriidae
Product: SfiI-subtelomeric fragment related protein family member, putative
Exons: 1
Coding region: 1-1590 (529 amino acids)
Source: RefSeq, a predicted model, not a curated record
AUGUUUCCUCAAGUGGUUCAAGCUCCAUAUCCUAAAUACCUAGCAAUUCUAAGGAAUGGGAAACCAUAUGUGAUUAGAAAGAAUAGCUUAAGUGAGCCUUGGUAUAAUAUAACACACUUGAGAUACGAUAUUGAAAAAUUACUAUUCACAGACUCUAAUAACAAAGACUAUAAUUAUCUCCAGUGUAGCGUAGAAUUAUAUGAAUUAAUUCUCGUUAUUGAAUUUGGAUUUAAUUGUAAGAAGGUUUGGUUUGAUAGCAAAUUGUGCUGGACCCUUACAAAUUCUCAAGAAUAUCCGAAAUUUCUCGGACUUCACCUUAGAACUAAUCAAAUUUUCCUUAUGUUUAGUAAACUAAGGUUAGAGUUGCUGGAUGUGGAAAAUCCUAAAGUUGAAGAAGGUGAGAUUGAGGGUAAUAUGUCUGGAAAGAGACCAGGUCAGCUUGACUGGGUAAGAAAUAAUAAAUAUACAAAAAUGUCUAAUAGUACCAAUCCAUUUCGUCCUAUGAUUGACCCAACUAAACUAGUAGACACAAAUCCCUUUUCAAAGUACGUGAGGCGUCGUUUGAUAAGAGAAGCUGAACUUAAGCCUGUAGAAGAACCAUCUCAAAGUUGUCCAAAACAACACCAAGCAACAUUAGAAAAUGAUAAUGAAGUGGAUAAGGUAACUAAAAUUGACGUAAUAGGAAAGAGUUACAAGAACAUAGUAAAACUUUUUCACGAAAACACUAGCAAUGUAAUAGAAUGUAAUGGCUAUAAUUUGACUGUUCACGGUGACAAUUAUUCUUACAAGCUCAAUGAGAGCGCCAGUAGUGAUAACCUAAAUUCAACAAGUACAAGUUUUCGUAAAGAAAAUCCGAAAAAAUUACCUCCAAAAUCAAUAGUCUACUACAAGAAAGAAAAGAAUGUGGUUUUGGAAACUCGAACUAAGUUCAUUAUGUACAAUCUGGAAGAUCCUGAUUUAACUCCGAUAAACUAUAAACUACCAGAAAUCAAACUGCUCUCUCAAGAUAACGAAGGUAACAUUAUCCCACUAAGCUCCAAUGAGUACAGUGUCCAACUAUCUUUAUAUAUGGCUGUUAAAUUUAUUUACACUUUUGCCGAUGAAGCAGUCUGUACUCAAGUUGAAUACGGGAGAAGAAUAUUCUGGAAAUCUAAACCUGGACAAAAUAAACCACUUUACAUUGUUUGUAGUUAUUGGACUCGAAGAAUCCAGAUUAUUUUCCAAGACAAAAUAGUUUUAACCGAUUUGAAAAAUCCCAAUUCAAUCCCAAGCUCUCUCAAAAUUCCUCCUGAAAUAUCUCUAUACAAAACAAAUGAACAGGGUAAAACUGUAAGACUGAAUUGUCGUGAUUACAGGGUUGAAUUGAACCCAUGUAAAAAGUUGAGAUAUGUAGUUAACGAAGAAGUUAAUUGCACUGAACUUAGGCAUAAGGGGAGAGUAGUUUGGAAAUACAAAGAAGGGCCGAUACCGUUAUCAUUUGUCUAUUCCAGUAUAUUGAAAACAAUUUCCGUUGCUUAUAAAACUGGGACUCGUAGUUACCAACUUGAACUGGGUCAAUGGGUUCCAACCGAAACCACUAAUACCAAUUAA